CACAGUGUUUCCAGUUGUUCACAUGAAAAACCUGAAUAAUCAUAGAUUUGAUUUGUUUUUACUAAACUGUAAUUUUCUUCAUUUGAUUUUAGAGACGAUUAAGAGUCAGCAGGGAGCAGCGCCCCCUGUAUCUGUGGAUGAGUUGUUACCUCUGUCGGUCUCCGACGCACAGCCUGUAGCACGCAACUACAUCGACUGCACCGAGUCCAAUGGUGAAGAGGAAGAUGAUGAGGAGGAGGAGGAGGAGCACGAGGACCAGGGGGACAUUAAACUGAUGAAGGAGGAGGUGACACAACCCCCAGUGGAAGAAGAGAACAAGAUGGAGGGAGAAAACAAAGAGACGCCGAAAUGGGAAGACUUCUUCACUGCAGAGAUGCCGACCGACAGCCAGAACAGCCACUCACAAUCCUGCUGCUCCAACGCCACCGCCUCCCCCGCCAAGGUGACCAGCUCACAGACGCCCGAACUGUUCAGUGACGAUGAAGAAGAAGAAACUCCUGAAAACCACGAAGCCUUCAGCCUGACCCUGUCCGCCUCCUUAUCCAAUCAUUCCUCCCAGAACAUGGACUCGUGUUUCUCCGACACCUUGAUCCUCCAGCGAGAACGAGGAGACGCCGGGACCAACGCAGGAUCUCAGAAGAAAGAGGAGGACGGUCUGAUCCUCCAAUCAGAGCCGGAGGAGCUGUCACAGUCUCAGGCGUCGUCAGACUUUGACAUUCCCUGCACGCCAGAGUCGAAGCCGCCACGACCAGACGAGCUGUCACAGCUGUACCAGACGCUGGCUUCAGGAGACGAAGACGUCAUCAGAUACGGAAGUAAGGGCUUUGCUUGACUGAGAUGAAGAUUCCUCCAUGUAUGUGGAUGGGACAUGAACCAAACAAAAAAAAAAGAACAAAAAACUUUUCUCAGGGACUAAAGCUUUCGUUAAAUUUCUUUUUUUUUUGUUAUCAGAUUUUCGUCCCUGUUUGUCUGUUUGUACACGAGACGACUCACAAAGUACUGGACAUUUCACCACGAAACUCGGUGGCAGGAUGUGGUACUGCUCCGGAAAGAAUUCAUUACAGUCUGGUGCGGAUCUCCUCAGUGAGGUUGUUCCUAAAGAAACUGUUGAAAAACUAAAUUCCUGGUUCCACCCCCUGAUCCAGAUUCGCCCCAAAAUGAAAUAAAUGUUCCCCGACGUCCUUCCACCGAGUUUCAUGUUGAUCCGUCCUGUAGUUCUGACGUAAUCUUGCAAACCAACAGGGAUGAAAACACAACCUCCUCGUUGGAGGUAAAUGCUGAUUAGUUUCCUGUCGAAGGACCAACAGCUCCACUAAUGAGCGACCGCAGCCUCCGCCAUGUUGGUGAUAAUCAUCCGAGUGAGAUUCAGUGGAACGGCUGCACAGCAUGCAGCAGAGCACGCCAGCAGAAACCUCCCAGAGGAGGCGUCAGCACCGUGCCGCCUCCUGGAGCUUCACAACAAACCGUCUCGGGUUUGUUUCCACGUCCUUGAAAACACACAAGUCUGUGAGCGGGUCGUCAGGGCGGCCAUGACAGUCUCUUACAGAGGACGCAGGGAGACGACGUCCUCCACUGCUGCCGGGUCACAUUUGAAACUCCUGAUGAGACCGAGGGUGUGAAAGACGCCUGCAGGGAUUCAUCUGCUCCUUCCUCUCCAUCGACAGACGUCAUCCCUCCAUCGCCGAUGUGUCGCACGCUGCAGUUCACGUGAAGAGAGAGAAGACGACAAGUUCAUUUCCAAGACAAAGUCAUUCUUUAAAACUGAUUUCAAUUGUUGUGACGAAGAAAACGAUGCACUUUACUCAAAGACAAUGUUAUGGUGUUUGUCGGAGCUGCUUUAAAAACACGUGAUGUUAUCACCUCGUUACGUUUUCACUCGUCUGGUUUUUAGUUUGCAGGAUUACGAUAAAACUUCUGAAUCGAUUUCCAUGAAAUUUAGUGACGAAGAGAUGAAGAGUGAUUCUCAUGUUGGUGCAGAGAUGCAGGAGUUUUGUUUUUCUCUUUCUUUAACACUGUUCUUGAUUUCUCUGAAUAAUUCAUGGAUCCUAAAAUAAACCUCAUAUUCUUCAUCCUGUGACCU
Molecule: messenger RNA, 2080 nt
Organism: Paralichthys olivaceus (Japanese flounder)
Lineage: Eukaryota; Metazoa; Chordata; Actinopteri; Pleuronectiformes; Paralichthyidae
Source: RefSeq, a predicted model, not a curated record